UGAGUCAGCGUACGUUCUUGUUGAGGAGGAUCACGCCGCAUUCAACCGCAGAACUUCGUAGAGUGCGUACCUCAAGUCGUUCCUGCGUCUUUUCAUUCCUAUGUUAAACUGUUGUUUUGAUCGUUUUCUUUAUGUGAAUAGUGUCUACAAAUAAUUAAGUUCAAAUUGGAUGAAUAAAACUAAAAUUCUUAUAAGAUAGUGUUCGAUGUUUUAAACAUCCGAAGAAGGAAAACAACACAGUGGAUAAAAUUAUUUAGAAGGAGAAAUAUCUCUUUUACCGACAUCCAAAUGGGAAGUAGCAAAAUGAGUGACGCUGCGGCGCAAGAGUUGGAAAAACAAUUCGGUUCAUUGUGUAUUGGAGAAGAGACGGAGCUAGAUAUCAAUAAAUUAAACAAAGGCCAGAAGCAAGCGUACGAUAAUAUAUGCAAAUUAUUAAAUGAAAAGUGGAAGUCAAUUAUCACGAUCGAUGCUCCAAGCGGAACUGGUAAAACGUUUCUUCUCUGCACUUUGGCUGUAAACUGCGGGAGAGAAGUAAAAAUUCUUAUAUUCCGGAAAGACCAGGCAAGUGAAAUUUUGUUGAAGAAUAUACAGACGUACACGUAUGUAUCUUUCUGUAUGCGUCAUUUCAAUCUACAGUAUCAUGAAGCAAUUCAAAUGUUUCGAACGUUCAGUGAUGAUAAGAUUCGAGAACUUUAUAAUUUAAUCGUGUACUCUAGAAAGUUUGUCGUUGUUGAAGACAGAUCCGUUCUUAUUUUAGACAUAUAUACUAUACCCUCACCGGCCAUGUUGCUUCUAUUAUACAUACUAUUCCUUAAACAUAAUCUGCACUUACUUUUUGCUGGGGAUGCUAUGCAAUUACAUUCUAUCAAUAAAUGUGCAUUGCAUAAGGAAAGUAAUUAUUAUAUUAUUCAGAUAUUGAAGGAAGAAAGCUUCUCGUCAAUAAUUAAUUUAAGUAAAAACAUGCGAAUAUGUGAUACCUUGUUUGAAGCGAAAGUAGCAAAUUUUUAUAAGCUUCUGCAGCAAGUACAACCUGCUGGGAACGUUCCGUUGAAUUAUAAACUACGUUACCAUUUAUACACUCAGUUUCGACCGAAAUAUCUCGUUGAAGAACGUUUUGAUACUAUUUACAUUGCUCAAACUCAUCGCAACAUUACAAGACGUUUAUAUCGCUUCAUUGAAUAUCUGAAGUCGACUGGCACAACGUAUUAUGAAGUACCAUUUUGUUAUAAAUUAGAUAAAACCAAGCUUCCUCUCGAUACUCGUAAAUAUAAAUUUUUUCCCACCUUGCUGUUAGUAAAAGGAUACAAAUAUAUAUACAUUACCGAAGAAGGUGUCCAUCAUGUUGUUCACUUGGAGGAUAUACUGUUUGAAAACAACGAAAUUAAGAGUUUGAUAAUCAGAUUUGUAAAAGAUAAAAAUCGCGUUGAAAUAAUUAAACGGGUCAAGCUUAAUUAUUAUCAGAUUUUACCAGAUUAUCGUAAUUGGUUAUACAAAAAUGGUGUAAUAUAUGAUAAAAGUGAUAUACGGCAAUUUCCUUUACGUCCAUAUACGCUGACAUAUCAUGCUACUAUAGGACGAACGAUUGACGAAGCGCAAAUAGAGCUUAGCUCCGAGUGUGUAUAUGCUAACUUCUUAUACAUUGGUCUUUGUUCUGUACGCCACGAUAUCGAUAUUCAUAAAAUUCAUGAUGAACGAGAUCUGGCAGGAUAUUUGAUGACGGAGUAUAUGGAAACUCUUGUACCAAAUAAAGACAGUGAAAAAUACUAUUAUCGUUGUCACUUGGACAAAUGUGAAAUUUAUCCAUAUAUUGUUAAAAAUACAAACAGCGAGGAUCUAGAUAAUAUCGAAUGGACGACUAUGAAUGAUAUACAUAAAUUUGAGACAAGCCGGAAAAACUUUAUCCGCAUUGAACGCAGUGAAUACGAGAAGCCCAACAAAAAAGUGGAGACACGAUACAUGGAAAUUACAGAAUUUGUGAAAGAAAAUCCAGAAGUGAUACUUAAUACAAUGGACAAAAUACCUGCUGACGAUUUGAACAACAAUUACAAUAAGGAAAAGAAAAGGAAGAAGAAGGGACAGCGACAAAAAAAUGAAGAGGACAAAGAAUCAGAUGCAUUACGUUACUUACGUGAAAAGUACAAUGAGUGGGUUCAUAAAAAAAAAAAAUAAUUUCCAAGAAUAAGUCUAUGUGCGAAUAUUAAAGAAAAUUCAUACUUUUAUAUUUUAUUUUGAUAUAUUUUCAUAAGAGUCUAUAUAUAUAUAUAUAUAAUUUAAGCGGUUGAAAAUUAAUGUUACGCAGUUGAACGCCGCUGAUGCCUUCAAAUGACCCUUUAAGUAGUGCCAUGAUGCAAAUGGGUUAUAGAUGCAAGAAUUAAUUAUGCGCAAGAUUCCAGUUCUGUGUCUAUGUUCUUAAAAAUUUAAAUUUACAUAAACAUCCGCAAUUUAAUAAUUAUGUUAAGUCUUCAAAUUGAUGCUUCUUGAGUGACAUUCAUAACAUGUAGAAUUGACGCCGGCACCAAUAUUUAUGGUUUUCUCUGUGAGGCGGCGCCCCAAUGCACGGUCUGCUUCGUGGGGCGGCGCAGCGUCGGAUUAGACUGACAAUUUUUCUACUUUGACCCCAAUUUAUAGUAAAAUUACAAAAGCUAUACGAUUCCUAUUGGGUUCAAUGAAUUCCGUGGACUUCAACUAACACAUUGAUAUACUAUAGUUUGGCAAUAUCAAUUUGCAUAUAUCUAUAAAUGUUAAGUAAAGCUGAUGGGACUCUAAUUUUGUACUCUUUUCGUUUUUUCAUUUAAAUUUUUAAAAUGGACUGACAAAAGGUCAGCAUGUAUGCUAGCUACUUCCAAAAAUCACAGAUGUGUUAUAAUGUCGAGAUAAAAUAAUAUAAACCUAUUUUGUGCAAUAUGUACAUGUGCGACCCACCGCGAUACAUGCCGCCCCACGGAACAAACUCGAGUGACCCAUCGGUAGUGCACGCCGCCUCACGGGACAGAUACGUGUGACCUACCGAUGGUACACGCCGGCGUCAACGUGUUAAAUUUAUGUUUUGUCAUACGUUUCCUUUAUUUCUUUGUUGUAAGUUAGGGAAACAAAAUCUUAUGGUCCAAAAAUAUUAUUUGUAUUACGUAUAUUAUAAAAAAUUAUACUUAUAGAUAAUUGUUGAUAAUUAUAUGCUUUAUGUGAUUCUAUGAUCUUUUAGAUAUAAAUGUUUGUUAUAUAAUGUCUGUUACUGCAAUUUACAGCUGCUUUUUGUUGAAUUUGUUAAGGGAUAAAAAGUUCCUGAAAAUUAAUUGAAACAGUUCAUUUUAAUUAGUACAUUUUUAUAAAUAUUCUAUUUUUUACCCCUCUGAUAAAAUCAAAUUAAACAGCAUACUUAAAUCUUAUUAUAGUUUUAAAAAGAUAGUAAAACAACAAAAAAUUCUACGUAUUAAUCUCUGUUAUUUAAUUAGCGUCUAUGUUUGUUCUAUCAAACUCUUUAUACUUGUUUGUUAUUUUAUUUAUAAACAAUAAAUAUUUUAAUAUUUUCUUAACUAAUAAGCAAUUUUUUGUUUUACAAAAUUUAAAGUAGCUUUUUGCAGUUGCAUCACAUUCCAGAUUAACCCUUUGCACUCGAGAGGCUAUUUCCCGUCACCACGGCGUUCCGUGUGGCAACUCGAGAGAAGAAUGAGAGGCGAUAUUCCCUGUUUAUGUUAAAUUUUGACCUCAUCCAAUUGAUGAGAGCGCAGUACUGGUUAGUAAAUAGAUUCUUUAGCUCUUUAUAUUGUUUGUUAUGAAGUGUGAAAUGUUACGCUUUAAAACGAGGAUGAAAUAUUUAUGUUCAAAUUCUUCCAAAACCAUGGUUAUAGUAACGUGUCCGACGUUAGUUCAGAUUUGACGAUCGUGACAGAAGUAUUAUAGUCUUGUAAAUUUAGAAGCUCAAAAAAAUGGAUUUGGAAAUUUGUUGAAUUAAUUCAUAUAUUAAAAUAUAAAAGAACGAAAGGUCACUUAACCACCCACCUACAAGACACUCGUCACAUAUGCGGAAAUUUACUUUGAGUUAUUGCUACGCCCGACCAAAAUGGCCGCCGAGUGCAAAGGGUUAAAAAUUGAGGAACUUUAGGACUUAUUUGACUUAACUUGUAUUAUUUUUUUACAAAGUGGAAUUUAAGGGAUGGUAGGAGAGAUCUAAAAAGCUUUAAAAGAAAAGUAAUAAAAAAAAAAACUGUCGUAACAUACAGUAGCGAACAAAAGAUUAAGACGAAAUGGAAAAAAUAAAUAAUUGAUUUACUUUCUAUAGAAAAUAUAAAUACAGUGUCCUACUUUUGACUAAUUAGACAUUUGUUCGUACACUUAUAAAAAUAAUUUCAUUUUGAUAUUUUGCUCAGUAGCUAAGUUAUAAAAAAGCAACGAAAGCUGUAUAUUUCGUCGGUCAAAAGUUUAAAACUACACAAAAAAUAUUAAUUUUUGGUAAGAAAAUAUACACAAUUUUUGUUUAAAUUCGAUAUUUUGUCCAAUAUCCGUUAUUUCUUAUCACUUCGGUACAUCUUCUUGGCAUAGUAUCUAUUAAUUUUUUUAUAUCGAUCUACCGUAAUAUUACUCCAAGCUGUUUCAAUUGUGAAGUUCAUUUAAAUUUUUCGGUUUAUAACCUUGUACUUUUUUUUUUUUUUUUUUUUUUUUUAUGAUGUUCCACAAAUUCUCGAUUGGAUUAAUGUCUGGUGAUUGCGACGGACAUGGCAACACGGUAAUAUUUUCUUCUUCAAAACACUGCUUCACAACCCGAGCCGUGUGCUUCGGAUCAUUAUCAUUUUGAAAAAGAAAAUCAUCACGCAUAUUGUUGCGUGCAAAAGGCAACAUUGUUAUUAAAUAGGUUUUGGAGUUCGAUAUUUAAUUGAUUCACACAUAUUUAAUUAAUAUAUUCUGUAUUUCACCACCGUGUACAGCCAUAUGAACACACUGGAUAUACUCAGAUAAUUAACUCGUGGCAGACGCCAAAAACAAAAGAGCGUCGUUAGAAGUCGCACCAACUUUGCAUGUAGCAACUAGUGAUCAUACCAACCUAAUAUUUUCCUCAACAAACAUUGUGUUCUUGAGUAUGUCCAUGUACUGAAAACGGUCCAUACUUCUGAGGUGGUUGUUGGUGAAGGUGCCCACAAAAAAUACUCUUGAUGUUUAACAAAAAAGGUUUAUUAAACCAUUAACACUCAACAAUCAACAAUUCACGAUCAACAAUUAACAAUCGAUUAACAAUCAAGAGUUAAUAAUCACGUAUCUCGAAUUGUGUUUGCUUCGCUAUGACGCUAAACCUUUCGCACUUCGCAGCUCGGGACAGACUGAAUCUUUUGUUCGAAACCAAACGGAUUCUUUUCUUUGUUGCCCCUCCAUAUUCGCACUACGCACGCGUUUAUUAGAUGCCGCGACGGUUGCCGCGUAUGCAUUCUUCCGAAUAUUCGGCGAAGGAACCGUAAAGAUAUCGAUGGUACAUUAGGUAUGUCGGCCUUACGCUUUGUAGUUAUAGCGCCUUGUGUCGCGUAGCCGUUGGAAAGUUCCGUGGUUGAGUGCCGCCACAAUUCCAUCAAUACGAUAUAUCGGACCAGGACCGCCUCAAGAAAGACACGCCCACCCCAUAAUGUUCCCACCACCAUGUUUAAGAGUUUUUAAAACGCAUUGUGUUUUCGGACUUUCGCCAAUUCGACGUCUAACUUACCGUAUCCCGUCAGAAGAGACGCGAUUGAAUUUCAAUUCGCCUGAAAACAAUACCUUUUGCCAAUCUUCACAUGUCCGAUGCUUAUGAGCUUCAGCAAAUGCAAGUCGUCUUUUUCGAUUCCUAGAACUCAACAGUGGUUUCUUUCGGGGUUUUCAUCCUCUUAAGUUAAAAUCUUCUAAUCUUCUCCUAACAGUUCUAACGCUAAUUUGUGUAUCAUUUUUAUAGUUUAUCUCCGCAGCAAUAUUAUGUGCACUACGAAAACGAUCCUUUUCGCUCAAUCGAUGAAUCCGGCCAUCCAUUUUCGGAGUUGCGUUUCCGUGGUCUCCCGUUUUUCGGUUGAUCGCAAUACAUGCCUGCCUUUAAAAAUUUAUACCAAGCUUGCUUACAAGCCGUUUCUGACCUGUUCACUAUAUUUGCUAUUUCGGUGAAGGUUUUAGUUUGAUUUCAUAGCCUUACGAUUUCUUUCUUUUCGUUUUCAAGUAAAUUCUUUGAUUUCCCCAUAGUCUGUUCCUACCUAAAUGAAUUUUAAGCAAUAAAAGCUACACUAAACAAUGAUUUUGACAUUCUAGGAAAAAAAAAAAAAUAUCAUUCACGUUUUACACAGAUCGUCUUAAACUAAUGUCCACUGUUUACAAGUGCUAAGCGGUAACUAACUGUUGUAACUCUUACAUUGUUUGUAUUUAACUGGCGGUUUGAGGUUAUGAAGGUCAAACAUACAGCUAUGUUAUUCCAAAGAGACGAACCGAAUAGAAGAAUAAUAUGCGUAUAAGAUGUUUGUAAUACGGUUUCCAACUAAUCGUCUUAAACUUUUGUCUGCUACUGUAUAGUUACAAUAAAUAUAUAUUUAUAUAUACUUGAAUUUAUGCUUUUGUCAUAAAUGUUGAUUAUAUUCGUUUAUUCCAUAAUUUUGUGAAAUAUGUUAAAAAAGCUCUUUUUAACAUUUUACAAAAUAUUAUUUAUAUAUUAUAUACCUAAAUUUAUUUCACAAACAAAGUGAAAUAUGUCUGAAAUGUUAUUACAAGAAGAAGAUUUUCAUUGAUAAUUGUUUUCAAUCAGAAUUAUACUUUUUCACUAGUAUUGUAUUGUAAGUAACGAAAGGAUAAACAUAGUUUUUUUUACAUUCUAUAAAAUAUAUUGAAUUAAUAUUAUUCCUUUUUUAUAUAACUUUUUAUUUUAUUCGAAUAAAUAUCUAUUAUUAUUAGCAGAACCUUUAUGUAUAUCGAAAAUCAACAGUCGACCUUUUUAUUUUAUUUUAGUUAAAUGUUAUGUUUUAGUAUUAAAGCGGAAGUAAAUAGUUUAAUAUCAAAGUAUUGUUCAAGUGCAAAUUAAUGUUGAGGAUACUUAUAAGUAAAAUAAUAUCGUUUAAUAAUUUAUAAUAUAAGUUGAUCCUACAAGCUGAUGACAAAGGAUUGAAAGACUUUAAUUAUUGUAUAAGAUUUUUUUACAAAUUUUACAAAAUAUAUUUGGCGAUUAUAAAUCGUUAAACAAAGCGACAAAUUUUAAUUAAAAGGAUGAAGAUGGCAGAUUAUAUCAUUUACAUUGUCUUUUACUGAUGGUUGCUUAGAAACCUAUAGCAUUGAUUUUGUAAUUGUAGGAAUUUAAUCGAUUUUCAAGAACGAUAUAUUAAUUACUUCCCAAAUUGCAAGUAUAUUCCAAAAAUAAUGAUAAAUGAAGAGUAUAGGAGAAGAACGCGAUAAGUAAUGUCUUUCAUUUGUUACACGUAGUUUUAAAGUUCAGUAUUCAUUGUCAUACAAUCCCAAAGUUGUUACCAAAAAUGUUUACUAUUUAAUUUUAAAGCUAAACGCAUUUUUCUAUCUUCUUGUAAUUUCAAAAUUAUGUAUUACAGUUUUGGCUCGUAUAAUAAAUAAUAAACAACUGGUUUCUGACUCGAAAUAAGCAGUUCACUAUCCCCUCUUCCUUAUUUCUUAUACAACUCAACAAAGUGAGAGUUUCAAAUAUGAGUAAGGGGUCUGCGAAAGCCAGAAGCAAUCAAUUUUUGCGAUCGAAUGAACAAUAACAUCGUUUAGUGGAAGACGAAUAGUAUAUGUAUAAUGCCUUCUCACUCUAGCAUUGGCGACUCUGAAGUGUUAUAUGCUCCUCGGCCAAUCGUUUUUUGUUUCACCGCUAUCUCCAACCUGUCGCUCGUUCUGCGUGUUCUUUCUUAUUGCGUUCGAAAACAAAGUCAAGCCGAGUAGCAUAUAUGAUUCCUAUUAAGCAACCAGUCGAUCUCGACUCUAUGUUGCCUAUUUCGAGGUUGUACUUGUUAUAAUAUUAAAGUAUUACUUUUUUAUAGUUAUAUCUUCGGUUUAUAAAAUAUGUCCUUGUUUAAAAGACGUAUAUCUUUAUAUCUAAGAUGUUCAUCCAAUUUUCAAAUAAGUUUUUAUUAUAAAGUGAUAUUAAAAUAAAAAUAUUGCUGAAAAUAUA
This is a messenger RNA of Bombus terrestris (buff-tailed bumblebee), 8107 nucleotides long. RefSeq lists its product as uncharacterized. NCBI's taxonomy places the organism in Eukaryota, Metazoa, Arthropoda, Insecta, Hymenoptera, Apidae. The coding region runs from base 289 to 2169 and encodes 626 amino acids. The transcript has 3 exons. The record is from RefSeq and is a predicted model, not a curated record.